AAUAAAUUAUAUAAUACAAUUGAAGUUAGAUGGAUAUGAGCCCCGGAAUUUCUAUCGGCCCGAGCCAGACAUCAACAAGGACAAGGCUGUCAGAGCAUGGGCCACCAUCGAACAAGGCUGAGAAAACAGAGCAGUGAAAGAUGGCCCUCUUCGCCAUACACAACAGUCCUUGCAACAUCAACCUAUUUUUGAUGGAAGUCAGCCGACUCAGCACCUCAACAAACAAGAGGUCGUACAUUUAUCGGGUACCUCCUUUCGACGUCGGCUAGUCCGGGUAGCCUGAUGUGCACUUUGAGACGAUCAAAGCCAGAUCAUGUUGAUGCAGACAAAAGAUAAACAAGAAUGGCAAGCGUAAGAAAGACACAUGAUGAUUAUACCAUUGCCUGGGUGUGUGCGUUGCCGCUGGAGGCAACCACUGCAACAGUCAUGCUGGACACCAAACACCCUCCACUUCAACAACCACCGGGCGAUGAUAACGCGUAUGAACUUGGUGAGAUAGCCGAUCAUAAUAUUGUCGUGGCGCACCUACCAGCAGGGGUGUACGGUAUAACUUCAGCAGCGACCGUCGUCGCCCAAAUGCGAACCUCGUUUCCCUCGAUUCGCUUCGCCAUCCUCGUCGGCAUUGGGGGAGGAGUUCCCAGUGCAAGACAUGAUAUCCGGCUGGGUGAUGUCGUGGUCAGCCAGCCGACCGGGCGCUCGGGCGGGGUGGAGCAGUAUGACUAUGGAAAGACCGUCAAUGGCGGCUUCCAUCGCACCGGAAUGCUGAGUCCGCCUCCGCAGGUUCUGUUGACCGCAAUGGCUCGACUACAGGCCGGCGAGAUACAAGGCCACAACGCGAAUAUGGUAGACGUGGUAUCGAAUAUACUGGGCACCAAUAAUGAGAUAACAAGCCGAUGUUCACGGCCAAUGGAACCGGAUCAACUCUUUCAUGCGGCAUAUACCCAUCGGGAUGGCGAGGAAACUUGUGUUUCCUGCGAUCGGAGCCAACUAUUCCUCCGGAAUCCACGACAGCCGAAUCAACCACGGAUCCAUUAUGGAGUGAUUGCGUCUGGGAACCAGGUCAUGAGGGACGGACAGAUUCGAGAUCGGCUCGCUAAAGAUAUCGGAAUGCUCUGCUUUGAGAUGGAGGCUGCUGGGAUCAUGAACCAGAUUCCGUGUCUGGUUAUUCGGGGCAUCUGUGACUACUCUGAUUCACAUAAAAACAAGCACUGGCAAGGAUAUGCAGCGCUGACCGCGGCCGCUUAUUCCAAAGUGCUGCUCUCUGUCGUGCCCGUCAAUCAAUCUCGGAGGAACCCAGCAUCUCGAAGUGCGUCCUGGAUGGUUCCUUUUGCACGCAAUCCGCGAUUUUUGGGACGCGCGGAUCUGGUGCUGGAGUUAAAACAAGCUAUCGUCGAAAAAGGUUGUGCACGGAAAAGAGCUAUUGCCGGCUUGGGCGGAACUGGAAAGACUCAGAUUGCAUUAGAACUAGCCUAUGCGCUUCGGACCAGCAAUCCUGAAUUCUCGACCUUUUGGAUUCCAGCGAUGAACACCGAAUCGAUCGAGCAGGCAUAUUUCGAGAUCAGCGAACAUCUGGGACUCCAAGGUGUAUCUCCGACAGAUGUGAAGCCACGAGUGAAGACUUAUCUGAGCUCCAAGGACGCAGGUCCCUGGCUCCUGAUCAUCGACAAUGCGGAUGACCUGGAGAUGUGGAAGUCAUCUGGCUCCUCUUCUGGGUUGAAGUCUUUCCUGCCGCACAGUGACUGUGGCUUCAUCCUUGUCACAACGCGAAAUCGGCAGCUCGCGACCCUGCUCGUUGGCCCCGAAGUGAUCAGUAUUGGUGAGAUGGAUGAUCAAAUGGCAGCCAAUCUUCUCCUCGCGUCGCUUACUCAGAAAGAUGUUAAUCAUCACGAUCAAAUUGGUACCGAACUUGUCCGUCAGCUGAGCGGCCUACCUUUAGCCAUCGUGCAAGCAGCGAGUUAUAUUAACGAGACCGGAAUCCCCUUAGAAUCGUAUUUGAGCCUUUUGCAUGAGCAGGAAGAUGUCCUGCUGGACCUACUCAGCCAGGACUUUGAGGAUGAUUGGCGAUAUCACGGAGUACAGAAUCCUGUGGCGGCCACAUGGCUGAUAUCUUUUCAUCAAAUUCAGCAAUCCAACUCAUUGGCAGCAGACUAUCUCUCUAUUAUGGCCUGUGUUCAUCCACGAAGCAUUCCCCGGUCACUACUUCCGCCAGCAACUUCUAUUAUCCAGCAGCAAAAAGCUCUAGGUCUUCUCAAGGCGUAUUCAUUUAUCACAGGAGAAGACCAUGAUCAAUUCAUCCAUCUUCACCGACUGGUUCACCUGGCGAGUCGAAACUGGCUGAAAGCACAAGAAAAACUCACGAUAUGGAUCAGUCAUACGGUCAAACGACUCAGUGAAGUUUUCCCAUCCAGCGCACAUGAACAUCGACGCGUCUGGCGUGAAUAUAUGCCUCAUGCACAGUUCAUUUUACAAGACCAGAAAUUGUCCAUUGAUACUCAGGAUCAGGGUGACUUUAUACAGAAUGUUGCAGAAUGUCUGUAUCGUGAUGGAAAAUAUCACGAUGCUGGAAUUCUUUUUCAAAGAAUUCUUCGAGCCAAGGGCACACAACUUCCAGAAGAUCAUCAUGAUGUGCUUCACAGUAAGGUGUGGAUGGCAUCGACGUUCCGGGAACAAGGACAGUGGACAGAAGCAGAACAGCUGGAGGUGCAAGUGAUAGAGACAAGAAAGAUAGUACUGGGGCCAGAGCAUCCUGACACACUGACCAGCAUGGCGAACCUGGCAUCGACGUUCUGGAAUCAAGGACGGUGGACAGAAGCAGAACAGCUGGGUGUGCAAGUGAUAGAGAAAGAAAAGACAGUGCUGGGGCCAGAGCAUCCUGACACACUGACCAGCAUAGCAAAUCUGGCAUCGACGUUCCGGGAUCAAGGACGGUGGACAGAAGCAGAACAGCUGGAGGUGCAAGUGAUAGAGACAAGAAAGAUAGUACUGGGGCCAGAGCAUCCUGACACACUGACCAGCAUGGCGAACCUGGCAUUGACAUUCCGAAAUCAAGGACGGUGGACAGAAGCAGAACAGCUGGAGAUGCAAGUAAUGGAGAUAUCCAAGACAGUAUUGGGGCCAGAGCAUCCUGACACACUGACCAGCAUGGCGAACCUGGCAUCGACGUUCCGGGAUCAAGGACGGUGGACAGAAGCAGAACAGCUGGAUGCAAUGAUGGAGAUAUCCAAGACAGUAUUGGGGCCAGAGCAUCCUAACACACUGACCAGCAUGGCGAAUCUGGCAUCGACGUUCCGGAAUCAAGGACGGUGGACAGAAGCAGAACAACUGGAGGUACAAGUGAUGGAGACAUCCAAGACAGUGCUGGGGCCAGAGCAUCCCUCUACACUGACCAGCAUGGCGAAUCUGACAUCGACGUUCCGGGAUCAAGGACGGUGGACAGAAGCAGAACAGCUGGAUGUGCAAGUGAUAGAGACAAGAAAGACAGUGUUGGGGCCAGAGCAUCCUGACACACUGACCAGCAUGGCGAAUCUGGCAUCAACAUUCUCAAAUCAAGGACGGUGGACAGAAGCAGAACAGCUGGAGGUGCAAGUGAUGGAGACAUCCAAGACAGUGUUGGGGCCAGAGCAUCCUAACACACUGACCAGCAUGGCGAAUCUGGCAUCAACAUUCUCAAAUCAAGGACGGUGGACAGAAGCAGAACAACUGGAGAUACAAGUGAUGGAGACAAGAAAGACAGUGUUGGGGCCAGAGCAUCCUGACACACUGACCAGCAUGGCGAAUCUGGCAUCAACAUUCUCAAAUCAAGGACGGUGGACAGAAGCAGAACAACUGGAGGUACAAGUGAUGGAGAUAAGAAAUACAGUGCUGGGGCCAGAACAUCCCUCUACACUGACCAGCAUGUGGAAUUUAUCCCAUACAUUAAAGGACCUUGGUCAGUAUUCAGAAGCUUUAUCAAUGCUUGAAACAUGUGUUCAGCUUCAGAGGCAACGACUGGGACCAUCCCAUCCACACACCGUUAUGGCUGCCACAACUCUAGAAGCAUGGCAAGCUGAGGAAAUUCCUGAGGAUCUGUCAUCUCUACAAGGAGCAGAUUCUGAUACAGAGAGCUCCCCCAGACUAGUCACUUCAGGCGUACGUCCAGCACCCACUUCACAGCCUGCGGAGCUGACCCUCCCGAAAAGAAAUAUUUUCUCUGGACUUUAUCGCCAGAUAUUUUCAAGAAGGAAAAAGUCCGACUGGCCCACAAUGUGAAUAACCUAGAUACCUUGCGAGAUAGAAACCCGUCAACACUGAUCCAAUUCCAAUCGGGCAAACAUCCCAACCUUAAUGCAGCACUAAUUAAAACCUUCACAUAGUUUGGUAGUAGUUCAAAAUCGC
Molecule: messenger RNA, 4374 nt
Organism: Talaromyces proteolyticus
Lineage: Eukaryota; Fungi; Ascomycota; Eurotiomycetes; Eurotiales; Trichocomaceae
Exons: 2
Coding region: 343-4248 (1301 amino acids)
Biological process (GO): nucleoside metabolic process
Cellular component (GO): kinesin complex
Molecular function (GO): ADP binding; catalytic activity; protein binding
Source: RefSeq, a predicted model, not a curated record